Molecule: messenger RNA, 1089 nt
Organism: Nilaparvata lugens (brown planthopper)
Lineage: Eukaryota; Metazoa; Arthropoda; Insecta; Hemiptera; Delphacidae
Product: extensin-like
Exons: 3
Coding region: 1-1089 (362 amino acids)
Source: RefSeq, a predicted model, not a curated record
AUGGGCAAACAGCGAGCAGUGGAGCAGCGACUGGCCGAAUCUGGAUGGAUGUGGAUGGAUAUUUGGUAUUCGGCAACUGAUUCAAUCCAACUCACAAUCUCAAUGCAGGUAGCCCGUGCUCACCAAGGAUGGCUGAGAGCAAUUAAUGGAGUCAUCACAAUCCAAUGGGGUCAUCACAGUGAUGAUGGGCCCUGCCUCAGCCAUUAUGAGCCGCCUCACAGGAAUAAUCCAGGGGUUGGCACAUUUGUCAACCAGCUCCUCACCCCACCACCGCCGCCAACCAUCCAACCACCGUCGCCAGUUACCCCAACACCACCACCAGCCAUGCAACCACUGCCGCCAGCCAUCCAACCACCGCCGCCAUCGCCCCACUAUCGCCGCCAGCCAUCCAACCACUGCCACCAACCAUCCAACCACCGCCGCCAGUCACCCUACUAUCGCUGCCAGCCAUCCAACCACCGCCGCCAGCCAUCCAACCACUGCCGCCAGUCGCCCGACUAUCGCCACCAGCCAUCCAACCACCGCUGCCAGCCAUCCAACCACCGCCGCCAGCCAUCCAACCAGCGCCGCCAGCCAUCCAAUCAACACCGCCAGUCACUCCACCACCGCUGCCAGCCAUCCAACCACCGCCACCAGUCACCCCACCACAGCCGCCAUCCAAUUAUACAAACUUCUACAAGGAACUGGCUGAUCCCUAGAGUUCCCACGCCUCCCACGCCUCUCGAGAACUGGGAGCUAACAAACUCGGAGGAGAAUCUUAGAAAUUGGGGAUUGCUCAAUUCUAGUCAAAACCAGACCCCAACGCCAGCUUCCCCUUCACAUGAAUUGGAGUCUCUAGCCCGUAUUGAGCUGUGGGAGAAUGAGGAGGAGAUAGUUGAUCCUCAGGUUUACAAUGCAGUUGAACCUGAGGAUGAUCUACCUCCUCCUUACAACCCUGAGUGGGGAGCUGCCUUCAGACAACAGCAAGCAGGCAGUCCUCCACCUGCUGAGGAAAUUUUAGAUUACGAGUUGGAUGAAGAGGAUCGGUUGGAUGAAGCAGCUGGGACAAGUGUGGAAACUCCUUGUCCACCACCAGAAGAGAUCUCUUAA